AUGCAUUUCCAUUUUUGCUUCCCUACUUUUGAAACGUUCACCAGGGGAGAUUCCUACCUAACGAUGUGUUUCAAGGAGGAAGAAAAAUGUGACACCGAGAGGUAUAUUAAGGACCUUACUUACCUCGGAAUAAGAGUUAGCUCGAAGGAAAACAAAAUAAACUACUACAACUGUUUUGAUGUUAAUUUGAAGGUGUAUUUGGAGGAAUGUCUUUUGGCUGAUGUAAAAUAUAAUAUUUCCAAGGAGGAUGAUUACACGUCUGCUUUUUUUCCUGUGUGGCCGCACAACCCUGAUUUCUUUGGGUACCAAAUUGGGGGGAACAUAAAAAAGGAGUUCAACAAAAUUAGGAAAAGCAUUGCAAUGAAAGAGAGAGGGGAAGUGGAAAAAAAAUCGAUAGGAGUUGUCCUUAACAAAAUGAAUAGUAAAGAGGCAAGGUGUGGUGAAUACGGCACCAAUUAUGCAAUACGCGAAAAAAAAAAAAAAAAGUUCCUUGUUGCUAACCUGUACAAUGGGUUCAGUAGUGUUAAGAACAAUCCAUAUAGGAGAGACAGCCAAGAGUGGAAAGAAGAAAAGAUUCGAAAUGUCGAUCAUAUGAAAAUAAAGGAUUGCUGUUUUGUGUUAAGUGUAAAAAUAUAUCCUAUGCGCACACUAGCAUUGUACAUUCUGUAUAAUGCCUUAUAUCAGGAUAACAACGCAAAGCUUGUGGAGCUGUACUCUAGUAGCUUAAACAAAGAAACGAAGGAAUGGUUACUCCUCUUUCUUCUUCCCCACUUUGUAAACAAAUGCAUACAUAAAGUUACAUACCCCCUAAAAUUGACAAAAAAUAUUUUCUCCGAAUCGAAUGAAUUUUAUGAAGACUUUUUCUCCAAUGAAUAUUUAAAAAUUAAUGACAUAGAGAAAAUUAUUAUAUAUACAAAAAAUAACAGCGAUGACGACAUGGAAAUAUGUCCCUUUUCCUUUUGUUAUUUGUGGUUGAAAUCUACCAAGCACAGAAUUGAUAAGUGGAUUAGCUCCAAAAUCAAUGAGGUUCUUUUUACAUUUCCCUUUGCGAAUUUUUUACUGAGUAAAUAUUUUUCUAAUUUUAUUUUAUUCAUUCAGUUGUUUCAUACGUGCUUGGAUAUAGAUCACAUGUAUCUGUGUAAAUCGCACUUUUACGUUUCUCUCAAGCAUAAUUUGUCCUUUCUACACGAGUCGCUUGUUAACGUUUUGUUUUCCCCGCCACAGGGGUGGUAA
Messenger RNA from Plasmodium fragile, 1233 nucleotides. RefSeq lists its product as uncharacterized. Lineage: Eukaryota; Apicomplexa; Aconoidasida; Haemosporida; Plasmodiidae. The transcript has a single exon. The record is from RefSeq and is a predicted model, not a curated record. Bases 1 to 1233 code for a protein of 410 amino acids.